AUGAAUCAUAAGCAACAUGUCGAAACCAUUAUGAUUAAGCAAACAGACCAAUCUCGUAUUAAUUAUCGCAUUCUAUUAACUGCCGCACUUGAUUGUACUAGAUAUUUAUUGCGACAAGGUCUUCCUUUUCGUGACCAUGAUGAAAGUGAAACAUCUAGCAAUAAGAGUAAUUAUGUGGAGCUUUUGCAAUUUCUUGUCGAUCAUGAUGAGAAAGUUUGUGCCGAUGUGUUUGAGAACGCUCUAGGGAAUCUCAAGUAUAUUGCUCCUAAAAUUAAAAAAGAUCUUGUCAACUCUUGUGCCGUUGAAACAAUUGAUGCAACUAUUAGUGAUAUGGACAAUGCAUUCUUUUCUAUAUUGGUAGAUGAAUCACGUAAUGUUUCAAUAAGAGAGCAAAUGGCGGUGGUGUUGCGUUAUGUGAACAAAAAAGGACAAGUAAUUGAAAGGUUUGUAGGUGUCCAAUAUGUCUCUGAUACGACUAGUUGCAAAUUGAAAGAGGAAAUUGAGCAGUUGAUUUCUUCAACAAAUUUGAGCAUGUCUAGGCUACGAGGACAAUGGUAUGAUGACGCUAGUAAUAUGAAAGGUGAGCUCAAUGGUCUUAAAACACAGAUUUUAAGAGAAUAUCCUCAAGCAUUUUAUGUCCACUGUUUUGCACACCAACUACAACUAGCUCUUGUAGCCGUAGCAAAGGGAAAUGAAAACAUUGUUACUUUCUUCACAACGGCUAGUAAUGUCGUUAAUAUUAUUGGAGCAUUGUGUAAGCAUUGUGAGGCACUUAGAGAGCAACAACAACAAAAUACAAUGAAAGUUCUUGAAAUUGAUGAUCUUGAAACGAGGCGAGAGGUAAAUCAAGAGACUACUCUCAAACGUCCUUGUGAUACACGUUGGAACUCACAUUAUGAUACUUUACUAAGUAUUAAAUAUGCCAACACAUUGUAUAAAUUGCAAGUGCACCAUUAUUAG
Molecule: messenger RNA, 960 nt
Organism: Prunus persica (peach)
Lineage: Eukaryota; Viridiplantae; Streptophyta; Magnoliopsida; Rosales; Rosaceae
Product: zinc finger MYM-type protein 1-like
Exons: 1
Coding region: 1-960 (319 amino acids)
Source: RefSeq, a predicted model, not a curated record